AGUCUAGGUCACGCUGUGUACCGGACCACAUGUGUUCAUAGAUAUGAUUUCUCUAGUUUUGCUCUCUUUGUUGGGGUCCGGUCUGACCUACAGCGUGCCUCCCCGCGCCGAAUCUGCGACGCAACUACCAGACAGAGCCUAUAUCCUGCCAUGGACUACUUACCCGACUUUUUACGACGUUCGACUGUUCCUAGAUCCUGGAAACAAGGAAUAUUUCACAGGAGAUGUCUCUAUUCGGUUGUUCUCUCAUAUAGAUACGGACACUAUAGUCUUGCACGCAAUGGCAAUGAAUAUAACUAAGAUCGGUCUGUUCGAUGACGUGAAUGUAGAUGUUAAUAUCACCGAUAGUUUUAACCUUGCAACCGAUGACACGCAUUUUCUAACAGUCACAUCGAAGGUUCCAUUGAUAAGAAUGCGACCAUAUAAUUUGAAGAUAGAGUACAGAGGGACGUAUGCGACUAACAUGUUUGGAAUAUACGUGUCGACUUAUGAACGCCCUGGUGGUGGGACAGUGGAUCUAAUAACAUCCCAGCUGCAACCGACGUUUGCCCGCCGCGCGUUCCCGUGCUACGACGAGCCUCGGUACAAGGCAGUGUUCCGUACCACCAUCUACGCGCCCCCGGCUUACACUACUGUAAGGACCAACAUGCCUCAAAAAACAACUGAUCUGAUCAAACCUGAAGUAGAAGGUUUCAAGAAAUACGAGUUUGAAGACACCCUAAAACAGUCCACCUACCUCCUGGCCUAUCUGGUGUCAGACUUCGACUUCGUUUCCAACGAGGUUGCAGGCGUGCCAACCGGCAUCUUCCCUAAGCCUUUCAGGGUGUACUCUAGGCCAGGCACGCAGAGCACUGCAGAAUUUGCGCUAGACUAUGGACCGAAAAAUGUGAUAGCUUUGCAAAAUUACACCAAAUUAGAUUAUGCUCUACCUAAGUUUGACAAAGCGGCCGUGCCUGAUUUUGCUGCUGGCGCCAUGGAGAAUUGGGGACUUGUUAUUUACAGAGAGGUAGCACUUCUAGUACAAGAUGGCGUCACCACGACGGCAACAAAACAGAACGUCGCACGUAUCAUCUGCCAUGAGAACCUCCACAUGUGGUUCGGUAAUGAAGUGAGCCCCGUAUCUUGGACUUACACCUGGCUGAACGAGGGGUUCGCGAACUUCUUCGAAAACUACGGUACGGACAUGGUGCUCCCAUGGCGUAUGAUGGACCAGUAUGUCCUGCUUAUGCAAAAUGUGAUGCAGAGCGAUGCUAUCAGGACCAUUAACCCCAUGACCCAUCCAGUCUUCACCCCCUCUCAAAUCAUCAGCACCUUUAAUGCGGUUGCUUACCAAAAAUCCGGCUCUGUCAUCCGCAUGAUGCAGCACUUCCUCACGCCUGAUGUGUUCCAGCAAGGUCUUGUCUACUACUUGGCGAAUAACACUCGGAGAGCCGUGACUCCGGAUGAGCUGUACGUCCACCUACAGGCGGCCCUGGACGAAUCAGACCACACUAUACCAAGACCUGUUGAGGAAGUCAUGGAGAAUUGGACAAGGCAGGGCGGCUUCCCUGUCAUCACCGUCAGGAGGUUGGCUCCAACUGCCCAAUCUAUCUCUAUUUCUCAGGAACGUUACCUGACCAACCCUAGAGAAGUGUCACGUACCACCUGGCAUGUGCCGGUCAACUGGGUCCUGUCCACGAACCCCGACUUCUCUGACACGAAGCCUCAAGUGUGGCUGCAGCCCACUGGGCCAGCUCUCGCCGUCGACAUCCCUGGCCUCUCAGACGCUGAAUGGUUCAUCGUUAAUAAGCAACAAGCUAGCUAUUACAGAGUGAACUACGAUGACGGGAACUGGCGUGCGCUGGCCCGCGUCCUGUCCACAUCUCACGACACCAUCCAUUUGCUGAACCGUGCUCAGAUUGUUGACGACGUGUUCAACAUGGCCAGAAAUGGCAGAACAAGCUACUCCAAUGCCUUCGAAGUGUCCCGCUAUUUGGUCAACGAGACGGACUACAUCGCGUGGGGUUCCGCCAACAGCGCUUUCAACUACCUCGACGUAGUGCUGAGUGGCUCCCCGGCAUAUGAAGUAUUCCAGGCGUACGUCCUUCACCUAACCGGUCCAUCGUACAAUAGACUAGGCUUCGUCGCUGAUCCAGCCGGCGAAGAGCACGUCACAGCUGCCCACAGGAACGUCAUUCUUAACCUUAACUGUCGUCUCGGCAACCAGCAUUGUGUGAACGAAUCUCAGACACUUUUGGCACAGUUUAGGAAUAAUCCGAGUCAGCGUCUGAAUCCGGACAUUCAGAUGACGGUGUUCUGCUCGGGCCUGCGUGGAGGUAGUGCGGAGAACUUUGACUUCCUGUGGAAUAGAUAUCUCGCCAGCCAGGACUCCAGUGAGCAGGCCAUAUUGUUGAAUUCACUCGGAUGUACUUCUAAUGAAACUUUGCGUAGCUUCUACCUCAACCAAGUGAUAGAUGACAACUCGGCAGUGCGAGAGCAGGACAGACAUACUAUCCUCGUCUCUACCAUCAACGCUAGCCCGGCCAACAUGGAGGCGGCUCUACAUUUCGUUGUCGAAAAUUUCGCUGCUAUACAAACAAGAGUACAAGGCCUUACGGGUACCACAAAUAUACUUAACGCUUUCGCCAGAAGAUUAUCUACAAAUUCCCAUCGAAAUCAAAUCAGCGAAUUCACACGUAGAUACGAUAGCAUUCUCACCGCUGGGGAAAGGGCGUCUGUCAACGACAUUAGCGACAAUGUCGCAGCGUCCAUACAGUGGUCUGCGAACAACUUCGACACAGUUCACAGCUGGUUGAGGUUGAACUACGGAAGCAACGCCAGCAUCUUGACGUCGGGAUUCCUUAUCGUCAUUUCCAUCUUUGUCACGUGGUACAACCACUGACACAAGUGAGUUGUUCAUAGUG
Molecule: messenger RNA, 2903 nt
Organism: Maniola jurtina (meadow brown)
Lineage: Eukaryota; Metazoa; Arthropoda; Insecta; Lepidoptera; Nymphalidae
Gene: Apn2
Product: aminopeptidase N-like
Exons: 16
Coding region: 44-2881 (945 amino acids)
Biological process (GO): peptide catabolic process; proteolysis
Cellular component (GO): cytoplasm
Molecular function (GO): metalloaminopeptidase activity; peptide binding; zinc ion binding
Source: RefSeq, a predicted model, not a curated record